CUAUUUUUGGGAAGAGCGGCAGUAACUUGGAUAGGCUACUUUCUGUCCAGAAGACGGUUAUGGAGAUAAUGAAUUCAGCAGGAGGUACUGGAAGUAUGGAUUGAACGGAUUUUCAGACUCAGGAUGUUAUGAUGGCAAGCGCAGAUAGCGAGGUCAAAACUUUAUUAAACUUUGUAAACUUGGCAUCCAGCGAUAUAAAGGCUGCCCUGGACAAGUCAGCCCCGUGCAGGCGCUCUGUGGACCACAGAAAGUAUCUACAGAAACAGCUUAAACGUUUUUCUCAGAAAUACUCAAGGAUGCCGCGGUGCCACUCAUACAGAGCGGCAGAGUCAGGCAUCGCUAAAGCCCUAGAGGACAAGGCUGGCGUGUAUGCUUUUGAGUCGGUGAAUCGGAACCUCCACUUGUCGCGUGUACAUGAAAAGACUGGGUCGGACGUGCGAGGCGAGGAGAGCCUUAAGAACAGUCCGAAUCCCAAACUGGAAAGUGAUUACAACAGACAAGACCAGGUGCCGAUGAGGAAACGGCAGCUCCCCGCGUCUUUCUGGGAAGAACCCCGGUCUUCCAAAAGCAAGCGCGAGUCUUUGCAGGUAACUUGGAGAAAAAGCCAAGGUGGUUCUGGCAUCGGUGGGCCUUCGGGUUCAGAGGAUGAAAAAAUAAAGAAAUGUUCCGGGGAGCCCAAAGCCAGUUCGACUCUUUCCUCUCAGCAGAUUGCUCCAGAGAAGGAACCGCUGAUGCUGGACUUUAGCGGAAAUGUGAAUUUGUGCGGCUGCUGUCCUUUUCAGUACCAUGGACACCACGUCUUCCAAAGCCACGUCGUCCUCCCCCCUUCGGGCUUCACCGAAGCGGGCCUUUGGGGGAAGGCCACCGUGGCCCAUGCAGAGACACAGGACAUCACAAACAUACAGAAAGGUCAUACGCAUGUUGUGGUGAAACCCAUCCCAACAAAACCAGCCAUUCCAUCUCCAAUUUUCAGCGUGUUUGGAUUUAUUUAAAGAUAAACAAAUGCGUGAAAACACUGUAAGAUAUAUUGAGCAAUAAGUACAGUAUAAAUAAUUGUUAGAUUUUUAUUUGAUGUAUGUUUACACAAACUUUCCGAGCAGCCUAUUUAUUUUCUUCCCCCCAUUUACAGUUGAUUUCCG
This is a messenger RNA of Megalops cyprinoides (Indo-Pacific tarpon), 1139 nucleotides long. RefSeq names its product protein FAM181A-like. Bases 129 to 992 code for a protein of 287 amino acids. The record is from RefSeq and is a predicted model, not a curated record. Lineage: Eukaryota; Metazoa; Chordata; Actinopteri; Elopiformes; Megalopidae. The transcript is spliced from 2 exons.